ACUGUCUCAAAUGAGAGUGGAGAGAGAUGUAUUAAUCUCUGGGUAAACUACUAAGUCAUCAGGAGUUGGUUUAAAACUAUAUCCAUUUAGCAAAAUAAUAGGAGUAGGUAAUGUAGGAACUAUUGUAUGUGUGGCUCAGUUCUUGUCUUGGUGACCAGUAGAGGUUUCAUCUUGUAGAGAGACACGUGAAUCCACGCAGAAGAUGGUUGGUUGCUCCCAUGAUGGCUUUGCCACUGUUGCACCCUGGACACAUCUGCACACCUUGCCGGGCCAGUCAUUAUUGUAGCUUGCAAGGCUCACAGCUAGAUUGGACUCUGCAAGUAGACUCUUCUAUAGGGAGAGUGUUCCGGAGAGUGGGAGAUGGCCCCGGGGCUCCUGACAACCAGAGACGAGGCAUUAAUGGCUUUCCAUGAUGUGGCUGUGGCCUUCAACCAGAUGGAGUGGGAACUGUUGAGCCCUUCUCAGAGGAUCCUGUACAGGGAAGUGAUGCUGGAGAACUACAGCCACCUGGUCUCCCUGGGAAUUGCGUUUUCCAAACCCAAACUCAUCACACAGCUGGAACAAGGGGCAGAGCCCUGGAGAGAUGGCAGCGACUGCCUUCUGGACCUUUGUCUAGCAGAACCCAGGACAGAAUUAGAGCCCCUUCUCUCCUGCCCGAUAUCCUUGGCUAGUCCGGAAGUCCUCAGAGUGUGUGUGCUGAGUGGACACCCCCCAGAGACUUUCCCAAGCCCACCAGCAGGCAGCCACCUCCAGCUGGAAGCUCCCGGCUGUUCUAGCAGUAAAGGAGUUGAAGAGGACGAUAGCGAUGCCCUGUCGCAGGGAUCGAGUCCAGCGAGGAUCCUGAAGACAUUCUUUAGUCAAGGUCAGGCAGUGUACUGGGGAGAAGGCAAUAGGAAACAAACAGAGCUUGGCCUGGCCUCAGACGGGAUCCCUGAGAAGGCAGACGCAACAUCGAUGGGAUCUGAUGAGUCAGCAUCUGGAGCAGUCAUGCAUGGAGCAUUUCCAUUGGGGCUUAACGAUGCCGCGAGCCUGUUCAGCCCUCCGAAGCAUCAUGGAUAUCCUGACUGCGGAGGAGACUUUUGCCAGAGAUCGGACCUCAUGAAGCCCCAGAGACUGCACGGAGCGGAGAAGCCUUACUCGUGUGCUGAGUGUGGGCACCAGUUCACUCAGAAGGCGUCUCUCACUGUCCACCAGAGGAAGCACUCCGGAGAGAAGCCGUAUGUGUGUGGGGAGUGUGGGCGGGGCUUCAUGUAUGCAUCCUCUCUCAACAAUCACAAGAAGAUUAUUCACUCCGGAGAGAGCCCCCUUGUGUGUGCGGAGUGUGGGCGAGGCUUCCGCCAGAAGGUGGACCUCCUCCUACACCAGAGGACUCACCUGGACACAAAGCCCUUCGUGUGUCCUGAGUGCGGGAGAGGCUUUUGCCGAAAGGCCUCGCUGCUACAGCACAGGUGGAGUGCUCACUCGGGCGACAACCCCUUCUUAUGCUCGGUGUGCGGCCGCGGCUUCAGGCUGCUGUCAAGGCUCCUCACUCACCAGGUCACACACUCCGGGGAGAAACCCUACGUUUGCGCUGACUGCGGGCAGCGCUUUGGCCAGAAGGGCACGCUCAUCCGACACCAGAAGACACACACCGGGGAGAAACCUCACGUGUGUCGCCAGUGUGGCUGGGGUUUCACCCAGAAGGUAAACCUCAUUAGACACCAGAGGACUCACACUGAGGAGAAACCUUACCUGUGCCCGGAGUGCGGGCAAGCCUUUGAGUUCAAGGCUCUCCUCACCAGGCACCAGAAGACACACAUGGGGGAGAAGCCCUAUGUGUGCCCUCAGUGUGGCAGGGGUUUUAGCCAGAAGUUCAACCUCAUCGGGCACCAGAGGAUUCACACAGGGGAGCUGCCUUUCCUGUGCCCCGAGUGCGGGCGUGGGUUUGUGAAGCAGGCCACGCUGAUCAGACACCAGAGGACCCACGCAGGGUGGGAGAAGCCUUACCAGUGUCCCGAGUGCGGGCGAGCGUUUGAGUUCAAGUCUCUGCUCACCAGGCACCAGAAGAUCCACACGGGGGAGAAGCCCUAUGUGUGUCCUCAGUGUGGAAGGGGUUUUAGCCAGAAGUUCAACCUCAUCGGGCACCAGAAGACACACACUGGGGAGAAGCCCUAUGUGUGCUCCCAGUGUGGCCAGAGUUUUAGGCAGAAGUUCAACCUACUCAGGCACCAGAGGAUUCACACAGGCGAGAAGCCCUUCCUGUGCACUGAGUGCGGGCAUGCGUUUGGAAAGAAGGUCUCUCUCAUCAGACACCAGAGGACCCACGGAGAGGAGAAGCCUUACCGGUGCCCCGAGUGUGGGCGAGCUUUUGAGUUCAAGUCACUCCUCAUCAGGCACCAGAAGACACACACGGGAGAGAAGCCUUAUGUGUGCUCCCAGUGUGGCAAGGCUUUUAGCCAGAAGUUCAACCUCAUCGGGCACCAGAGGAGCCAUACAGGGGAGAAGCCUUACCCGUGCCCCCAGUGUGGGCGAGCCUUUGGCUUUAAGUCUCUUCUCACCCGACACCAGAGGACACACUCGAAGUAGCAGCUUUCUGUAAACGGCAUAUGUGGGCAGACGCUGGAUGGGAUGUCACACUCCACUCUGACUGGAGGACUCGGUCAGUUCAUAGAGAAGCCAUGUGUUUUGGGUGUGGCUUUGGCUGUAACUCGGCCCUGAUUUUACAUCAGCCUACCUACUCUGGGACGGAGCUUCUGUGUGCAGGGAUUGCCGGAGGUUUCAGCCAGAAUUGUCACCACCACAGACAUGGGAGCACCAAGUGUGGCCCACAACUCCCAGCCUGUUGACCUGUCUUGUUCCUCCCUUUCUCCAGGAGCAUGAAGCUGGCAGAACUCACUGGUGAAUGUUCCAUUUUCCUGAAAUGGAAUGGGGGAAAGUCCUUGCUUGUUCACGAAAUCCGUUUACGGUUUAUUUUCUUCACUUAGUAGUGCUAGCUUUCUAGGGCUCCCUAACAAAGUACCCCAGACUGUGUGGCUUAGGCAAAAGAAGUUUACUUUGUCCUGUGUGUGGAGCCCGGGAGUCCUCUCUCAGACUGGCUCAGGUGUGGCCCCUGCCUCACCUCUCUCUCUGGUGGCUGGCUUCCUGUAGUGUACAUGAUUUCCUAGUCCUGUCCUCCCAGAUGGGGCCACACCAGAGGGCCUUGUUCACCUUUGAUCACUUCUUUAAGUGUCCUGUUCCAAGUCGCAUUACAUUAGAGGUAAGGCAUCAGUAUUUACAUUGUGGGGAAUGUGAUUCAGUCAACAGCUGGUUCCCCCACAACACCAGAGUUGCUAUUUGGACAAAAAAAAAAAAUACAUUCAUGUCAUCCCCAGACCUCAAACCCUUAACUCAUUUCAGCAUCAGCUCUAAAUUGAAAGUCUCUAAUAUACAUAUCUAAAUCGUGUGUGGGUGAGGCUUUAAGUCCAGUUCACCUGUAAGCCACAUUUUCAUCUGCAGUCCUAGGAAAUCCAACAUGGAAUUUGCUUCUAAAUUCCAAUGGCCAGACAGACUCAGGCUAGGCACUCUUAUUCCAAAAGGGAAACAUUGGAAAGGCCUGAGGAACGAUGGGCCCCAGUGUCAGCUGCAAACCUAGCAGGGCAAAUUCUAUGGAACCUUAAGUCUCAAGAAUAAUAUUUGGCUCAAUGUUCUGUCCCCUGGCUCACAGGAAGGGCAAGUAAUAUUGUUUCCCUAGCCGUGAACAAUGGUGUCUGAGCCAUGGACACUGAGGAGACACAUUUGACCUCACUCCAGACCUGUUCUCUCUGCCCUCUGGUCAGAGUAGUGACCCUGACUUACGAGUCCUGUUUGGAACCACAUCCCCCCUUUUUCUUUUUUUCCUUUUCCUAAUCCCUCCCUCCCUCCCUUCCCCCUCUCUCUUAAUAUAUAGACCACGUUGGCCUUAAAUGCACAGGGCUCCACCUACUUCUGCCUCCCCAGCACUUAGAUCAAGGGUGCGAGCCACCACACCAAGUUCUUUCCUUUUUGUGAAGAUGGACACAUGUUUACAGCUUGGAGCUCCACAAAUAUUUCUUUUUUUUUUUUAAGGUUUAUUUAUUACGUAUACAGUGUUCUGCCUGCAUGUAUCCCUGCAGGUCAGAAGAGGGCACCAGAUCCCAUUACAGAUGGUUGUGAACCACCAUGUGGUUGCUGGAAAUUGAACUCAGGUCCUUUGAAAGACCAGCUAGUGUUCUUAACCAUCUCUCUAGCCCCCUAAUAUUUUCUCCCCCCCCACAUGCUGAGUGUUUAUUUUAUUCUCGAUAUACCCUUGGAGGUGGGACAACCGUCUUCACAGAUACGGAGGUGCGAGGACCUGAAGGGGAGGGGCGGGGGCCUCAUGUCUUUGGUUUUUCCACCAGUUACAGCCGUCUCCAUCAAAGGAAUACUAGUCACCAUCGGUCACCAUGCGGGGCCUGAUAAGCUACACUUUCUCCAGCUGUCUUCUCACCUGGGCACAGUACCGCUGCUCUCACAGGACAGCUACCCACAGAUUAGGGGUAGGAUGCAGGAGUGAAGAGCACAGCUUCAGUAUCCCCAAUGUGCUAAAGUCAUCCUUUAGCAGGUUCAGGCCGCUGAGGCGCGGGAUGCAAGAGCGGGCCAAUGACAGCUCCUCGCAGCAGUCAGAAGUCAACCCGAGUCUCCUCAGGGAACUGCUACCUUGCUUCAGUCCCUUGCACAGGGCUAUGACUCCACUGUCAGCCAGGGCGUUGCUACCCAGAUCCAAGCUCUUCAGAUGUUGGUUCGUUGGUGAUCACAGAGACCAAAUCUUCGCAUCAGUCCCCUGUGAGCUGGCAGCCCACCAGUUCCAGCUCCUGGAGGUGACAAGUGGCCUCCUUUGUGGCGUCACACAGAAGCUUCAGCCCACCAUCCUCCACGGGGUUCAUGUUCAGGCUCAGGUGUGUCAGCUUUCCGCUGUUGAAAAGCAGCAGCGCCAGGAAGCCGCAGGUGUCUCUGAGGUUGCACCGGUUCAGUAUCGGGCGCGGUAGAGCACAUCCCGGGCGUCUCACAAACUGACACAGCCAUCUCACUUCUUCAGUCCUCAGGCUGUUGUUUGACAGGCACAGGUGCAGCAAGGUCCGGCUGCCGAGAAGGGCUGAGGCCAGAAUGGGGCAGCUGAGGUCACAGCUGCGCAGUAUCAGCCUUUGGAGCGCACACUUGGAGCUACUCCCGGCUUCACAGAGCCACCUCGUGCUGUUUUCUGCCACCUUGUUUCCUCCCAGGCUGAGGCACUUUAGGUGGUCAGAGGAGGAGCUUGGAGAGCAUCAUGUAGCAAUCAGGGGUCAACUCACAGGAAUCCAGUCUCAGAGUUUCCAGGGAGCAGUUUGGGUGUCUCAGUGCUUCACAGGCUAACUUGAUGUCUUCCUUCAUGAGAGUGUUCCCCCGAUGGAGGUAUUUUAAGGUCUGAUUGCUAAUGAGGGUCAUCCAGAGAUACCGAAGACUGGAUGCUACCUCCACAUUCUUAAACGUCACAGUCUGCACUUUACAGGUUGGAUUCCUCUGUUUCAGACACAGUAUCUUCAUGGCCCAUUCUUUCAGGAUGCUGCUGCCCAGGUCCAGCUGCUUCAGUUUCGGGUGGGUGCCCAGGACAGAGCAGAGGAAGUUCUCCCAGCACUCUAUGAUGAGGGGCUUCCCCUGUGUCAGCGAGGGAGAAAAAAAGGAGAGGGUACUGCACAGGUAGAUUUGAACGCCAGUGACCGCCACAAGGAGACCACCGGAGAGGAGACCAGACUCUAAGAGGGUGCAAGACAGCUGAGGAAAUAAAGCCAGCUCAGUACCUGGUGUGCCAAACACCAGGGCCAGCUCCUGAUCUGCUAGGAGCCUUACAAACAGCCCAAGCUACACACUGUCACACACAUGCAGAGGGCCCGUGCAGGCUCCCUAACUGUUGCUCCCAGAGUCCAUGUGCUCCCAAGAGCUCAGGUCCCAUCCCCCCAUCCAGUUUACCCAGGAGAUCUCUUCUGUUCCCGUCCCAGGGAAAUGCACGCACCCCUCUUUGGGCUCUCUUUGUUAUCUAGCCUCUAUGGGGCUGUGAACUUUAGGCUGGUGAUCAUGUACUUUACUCCUAAUAAAGGAUACCAACUUUUAGUUCCAAAAAUUAAUUUAAGCGUGCCUAAUUCCUGAAACCUCAUCAGGACCAGCUUACACAUACACCUCAAAUGGGCUUAGCUGCCACAUGUUACACAGUUCCAAGCCACAAACACAUUUUUAUGUUUGUUAUGACAACACCCCACUCUUGGCUCUAAACUCUGUACUAGCUAGGGUUACCAUAGGACUUCCCAGGUUCCUUCUCUUCCCUUUCCCCAUUCUUAUCCCAAACCCCAAACCUCCCUGCCUUUACUCUUCUUUUGAAACGCUCUCAUGUAGCUCAGGAAGGCCUUGAACUCACUAUGGAGCCAGACUGGUCUAACCUGAUUCUAACUGUACUCCCCAGUGCUGGAUUGCAAGUAUGAGCUCCUGUGCCCAGCCUUUCCAGUCUUACAAGGCCAUUUCAUACUGAAUUAGGACCACCCUUGUACAUUUCUGGACCUCUUUAAUGCUCUGUCUCCAAAUACAGACACAUCAUCGGGACUUUAAUACACGAGUAGGCUUGGAGUGGGACACAGUUCAAUACAGCAGUAUUCCCCUUCCAUCUGCAAAAGUUGACUAGCUGUCAACCCCGCAUAAGAGGUGUCUGACCAUCUUUUCCCUUCUCCAUAGUGGUGAAGAUGAUGGAAACCACUAGUAAAUGUUCGCUUUUCUGAUGGGGAGGGAGGAAAGCUGCGUUUUCUCACUGUCCAUGGGAUAGCUGACUGCCUUUUACACUGCAGUUUUCUGUACCUUAUAACCUUUUCUUCAAAUAAACCGGUUCUCUACAAAGCUGCA
This is a messenger RNA of Mesocricetus auratus (golden hamster), 6876 nucleotides long. It is a transcript of the gene Znf169, whose product is annotated as zinc finger protein 169. Gene Ontology annotation, biological process: regulation of transcription by RNA polymerase II. The record is from RefSeq and is a predicted model, not a curated record. Bases 361 to 2565 code for a protein of 734 amino acids. Gene Ontology annotation, molecular function: DNA-binding transcription factor activity; RNA polymerase II cis-regulatory region sequence-specific DNA binding. NCBI's taxonomy places the organism in Eukaryota, Metazoa, Chordata, Mammalia, Rodentia, Cricetidae. The transcript has 5 exons.